Leguminivora glycinivorella is the source of this 1012-nucleotide messenger RNA. RefSeq names its product spherulin-2A-like. Bases 78 to 974 code for a protein of 298 amino acids. The transcript has 2 exons. NCBI's taxonomy places the organism in Eukaryota, Metazoa, Arthropoda, Insecta, Lepidoptera, Tortricidae. The record is from RefSeq and is a predicted model, not a curated record.
UUUAGACAUCAUCAGGUGUGUCUUGACUUCUUAUUUAUCUUUAAUUUAAUUUUAAUUGUUCAGCAUAUAAAAUAAUCAUGGCGUUCAGAUUCCUCUUCCUCGUCCUCCCAGUGCUAGUGCAUGCGCGCAUCAACGUGGAAAUCGACGGCAAGUUCCAAAAUGAGAACUCCGACAUGAAGGUCCACUUCUCUGGUAGCCAGAUGGACACCAUCUCCGACCAAGAGCGAGCCAGCUUCAGCCUUGAAGACAACAAUCUUAAGAACGCCGUCAACGCAUACUUCGGUAAACGCCCUGAUGACGCCUACCUCAGAAGCCCGACCCCUUGGGGAGAUCUGUACAGGACCUACAACUGGCAACAGGUUGCAAGAACCCUAAUCCCGAAAAGCAGCAAAGUCUUAAAGAUCAAAUCCCAGCCUUUGAUCGUCAUGCAGCAAGUUUUUGAGAACAACAGCACGAUGCCAGCUACUUUCAACGUCGGAAUCUCCCACUCUGUUGAGAACCGCGUGUCUUCUCACUGGACGAAGAGCGGCGAGCUUUCUUUGACGCAGGAGAUCAGCUAUGGCAUCGAUAUUGAAGUCGCCAACUUCGGUGGUUCUACGUCAUUCAGCUACACUUCUGGUUGGGGUAUCGGUGCUGAAAAGUCAGAAACUGUGACCAUUGGUGCUACGUCAUCCAUGAAUGUUUUGCUCCAGCCUGGACAAUCUGUGACCACUGAGCUCUUAGCUACCAAAGGCACCAUUCAAAUUGAAGUGGAGUACAUGGCCAGCUUAUCUGGAGCUGUGGCUGUGAACUACGACAAGGUCUACAAGGGUCACCACUACUGGGCGCUUCCAAUAGAAGCCGUCAUGUCUCAGGGUGGUCUGAAGAACGAGAUAAUGUCUAAGGAGAUCAUUGAAAUCGACUUCUACUCUCAAUCGAAGGUGAUCGUCCAUGACAGGAAUACUCGCGCCAAGAUGUUGGAUGUUGCUUUCUGAACUGAUUGAUAUUUUAAUAAAUUUUGUAUGUAUUUUUA